This is a messenger RNA of Thyridium curvatum, 693 nucleotides long. RefSeq lists its product as uncharacterized. Lineage: Eukaryota; Fungi; Ascomycota; Sordariomycetes; Thyridiales; Thyridiaceae. The transcript is spliced from 3 exons. The record is from RefSeq and is a predicted model, not a curated record. Bases 1 to 693 code for a protein of 230 amino acids.
AUGGUCUCGACGCGCUCCACCUCGUCCUCCCUGACCCCGGGCAUCCCGCCGACCACCCCGCGCGCCGCCAUCCGCUCGCGCUCGACCUCGCGCCCGCCGGCGUCCUCCUCCUGGGUCCACGUCCCGGACACGGUGACGCUGCUCUGGCUCGCCGUCUCCCUGCCCCUCGUGGCCUGGGACACGGGCUACAUCAUGCUGCGCCCGCGCUCGAUGCCCGGCGGGUCGCUGCACUGGCCACUGUGGGUGCCCUACAAGCUGUACGGCGAGGUCGACCACGUCUAUGGCUUCAAGCAGUGGGAUCUGCGCAACGGCUUCACGGCCGCGCAGGGCGCGCUCAACAUCGUCGAGAGCCUGUGCUACCUCGCCUACCUGUACCUGUGGCGCGCCAACGGCCGGCCCUCGGCCCGCGCCGGCGGCAGGCUCGGCGUCGCGGGCAGGCCGGCCGCGCUGGCCGUCAUGCUGGCCUUCUCGGCCGCCGUCAUGACCCUGAGCAAGACGGUGCUGUACUGGGCCAACGAGUACUUCAGUGGCUUUGAUAACAUCGGCCACAACGACAUGUAUUCCUUGAUCGUGCUCUGGAUCAUUCCCAACGGCGCCUGGAUUGUCUUCUCUGCCUACAUGAUCUACAAGUUUGGCGGCGAGAUCGUGGCCGUCCUGACCGCCGCCUCUGGACGCGCCUCCAAGAACGAUUGA